This is a messenger RNA of Octopus bimaculoides (California two-spot octopus), 495 nucleotides long. RefSeq lists its product as uncharacterized. Gene Ontology annotation, cellular component: dendrite; actin cytoskeleton; postsynaptic density. Gene Ontology annotation, biological process: calcium-mediated signaling; neuron projection development; actin filament organization. The record is from RefSeq and is a predicted model, not a curated record. NCBI's taxonomy places the organism in Eukaryota, Metazoa, Mollusca, Cephalopoda, Octopoda, Octopodidae. Gene Ontology annotation, molecular function: actin filament binding.
UGAAAUGUUGCAGGUUGUAGAGAAGCAAGGCGGAUCCUCCCUAUCACCGAAGAUGGUUCCAGAAAGUGGAGGUGUUCGGAACAAAGUGGUGUUAGGCAUGGCGGAGGUUCACAGCAUGACAGCCAAGAAGAUUACGAGUAUGACUUAAUGGAAGGUCUCAGUUCUGAUGAGGAGGAAAAUAUCAAAAUAUCGAAAGUGAAGUUUAGUCGUGAACCGAUCAAAGUGUUUUCAACAUGGGCUACAUUUGAAUAUGACCGACGCAACGAGGAUGUCGAUCCUGUGGCAGCUUCAGCUGAAUACGAGCUGGAAAAAAGAGUCGAUCGAAUGAAUGUAUUUCCUGUGGAAUUACAGAAAGGUCACGAUGGGCUUGGAUUGAGUAUUAUUGGUAUGGGAGUUGGUGCUGAUGCUGGUCUAGAAAAGCUUGGUAUAUUUAUCAAGACAUUAGCACCCUCGGGAGCCGCUCAGCGAGAUGGCAGGUAAGUAAAGAAUCUUUGG